AGAACUAGUAUUUGACAUGUUUGAUAGAUAACAAUUUCGAUGUGUCACUAUCUCAUUUUAAGUUAUGCUGUCAUUCGAAAUAAUACUUAUAUAGUGUAUCUAAGUUAACGGAACAUCAGUAGCCUUGCUAGGUACUUCAUAGAAGACAUAAGUUAUGGAGGAAACAGUUAUUCGGAAUAGAAAACAAUGUUAUGAACACUUAACAUCUCAAAGGUUUUUAUCAAAUGAUAAAUCAACGUUAACCAAGAUAGGUAAACCAGAUGAGCUUCACUCCAUGCCCUUACGCGAUAGAUGUAACUCUACAACCUCAUCCAGUGAAGUGGACAGCGGUGUCGAUGAUGUCAGGCCGAAUAGAUCCCCGAAGAGGAGUCUGUCGGAGUAUGCAAGAAAACGAAAGAGACAUUUAGUCAGAAGAAAUUCCGCUCCAGAGAAAAACAGCACUUUUUCAGAUUUUCUCUCUAGUUCUCGCCGUAUGGUUACAAGCGCAGAAGAUUUUGUGAAACAUGUCAUUGAAGCUGGUUGGAAUCUUGUCCAUCACCAUCAUCUCCCAGACUGGUUACAAGACAAUGAAUAUCUAGUGUUUGGUCAUAGACUACCGUUAAAUUCAUUCAAAGCAUGCUUUAGAUCUGUAUUUCGAAUUCAUACAGAAACUGGAAACAUUUGGACACAUCUACUAGGUAUGAUUGCCUUCAUAAGCAUAGCAGCAUACACUCUCAGCAGUCGUUACAUAGACUGGAUGUGGCAGGACAUCACAGUGCAUAGCGUAUUUUUCGGCGGUGCCAUAUUAUGCCUCACCUUCUCCUGGGUAUUUCAUACAGUGUUCUGUCACUCUGAAAAUGUUAACAAAUUGUUUAGCAAACUGGAUUACUGUGGUAUUGCACUUCUUACAGUUGGGUCAUUCGUACCGUUUCUCUAUUAUUCAUUCUUUUGUCAUUUUGUGGCACACAUGGUUUAUCUGGUUUCCAUCAUUAUCCUCGGUACCAGCUGCAUCAUAGUUUCCUUGUUUGACAAAUUUGCUACACCAGCAUAUAGACCACUUCGUGCAGGUUUGUUUAUUGCCCUUGGCUUGACAGGAGUGAUACCAACAAUACAUCUAUUCACAAUAGUGGGUAUAUAUCCGGCAAUGUAUGAGUAUGGUGUAUUGCAUCUUCUUACAAUGGCAUUCCUUUAUAUUGGAGGGGCCUUAAUGUACGCAUUCAGGGUUCCAGAAAGCCUCUAUCCCGGCAAGUUUGAUAUCUGGUUCCAAAGCCACCAGAUAUUCCAUGUCUGUGUAAUUGUAGCAGCUCUAGUUCACUUCAGAGGAAUACAAAUCCUUUCUCAUACAAGGCAUAAUUUAACCGAAUGUGCUGCUUAAAAUUGUUGUGUUUAAGCGGAACAGCUACAGUUUACUUUGGAGGAAUGCGCAUCAUUUCCCGUACAAGGCAUAAUUUUACAGAGUGAUCUGCAUAAUAUUGUUCUUUUUUCAACUGAACAACAGCAGUUCACAUUGCAGGAAUGCAUAUCAUUUCAGCAUAACGUGUGAUUACUGCAACUCUAUUGCAUUCCCAUACAAAUCAUUUCUUGUAAGAGUCGUACACUUAGUGAAUGUACCGCUCAAAGCUGAAACUAUAAUCGGAGCAGAUAUUGUUCACUUCAGCAAAAUACCAGAAUACCAUUUCGUACAAUGUUUAGUGUUACUUUAUAUGCGGCUCAAUGCUAAUUGUUUGAUCGCAAUAGUUUUGGGAUAUUUUAGAAGACUAAAAUGAAACCUUCGGGACAAAACAUAGUAUGGCAAGUUCAUUUGAGUUAUACAGAUACACAAGCAAAAAUCACUUUGAGUUGAUUUCGCGAGUUGUGCUCUACUUCUGUUUGACAGUGAGUGUGUGUGUUAUUGUUUUAAUUUUUUUGUAAAGUGUCUCUAGAUUAUAUUUACAAAUGAGACGUAUUUAAUACUCAAACAUUAAGGGGUGGGGGGGGGGGGGGAAGAAGAAGUUAAUUUCAAUUCUUUACUUAAACUUAUCUCAUUUUAUUUGAAGGCUGUUGUCCUCAAUAGAUAUUUUGAAAUGACGCCGUGGAUUACUUUUAAUGUGGCGACUUUCCAACCUUGGAGCAUUUAAACACGAUGAUAGCUUUAUCUAUCAUGUAAUAAGCAAAAACAACAUUAAAUGCAUCGCAUUGAUAGAAUAUUGUUAGCUUUGAUUUUAAUACUGUGUUUGCAAAUAAUUCAACUUGGACCAAGGUAAUAAGUACAACAUGUUCCUGUUAUGAUUUAAUAAAGAAAACGUAAUUAAAAUAUACUUGAUAUUCCUUUAGCUUCAACAGACCACCACCAAAGACAAACGUUGUAUUACCAUUUUCUUGGAAUGUUUAGAAUAUGUAGACUAGCUCAUCAACUAUUUUCAUUUAUAUGCAAUUUAAUAAAAAUGUGACAUUAUAAGCAGUAA
Messenger RNA from Mercenaria mercenaria, 2423 nucleotides. Its product is annotated as adiponectin receptor protein 1-like. Gene Ontology annotation, biological process: adiponectin-activated signaling pathway. Gene Ontology annotation, molecular function: signaling receptor activity. NCBI's taxonomy places the organism in Eukaryota, Metazoa, Mollusca, Bivalvia, Venerida, Veneridae. The record is from RefSeq and is a predicted model, not a curated record. The coding region runs from base 155 to 1354 and encodes 399 amino acids. The transcript is spliced from 6 exons. Gene Ontology annotation, cellular component: plasma membrane.